Messenger RNA from Pelobates fuscus (common spadefoot toad), 1700 nucleotides. RefSeq names its product Fc epsilon receptor Ig (gene FCER1G). Gene Ontology annotation, molecular function: IgE receptor activity. The record is from RefSeq and is a predicted model, not a curated record. The coding region runs from base 145 to 429 and encodes 94 amino acids. The transcript is spliced from 6 exons. NCBI's taxonomy places the organism in Eukaryota, Metazoa, Chordata, Amphibia, Anura, Pelobatidae. Gene Ontology annotation, biological process: cell surface receptor signaling pathway. Gene Ontology annotation, cellular component: Fc-epsilon receptor I complex.
ACCGGCAAAUUCUCUGAAGGACAGGAAGAAGUUGACCAGGGCACCUACUCCCCGGGGUUUUCGUGACUCGAUUCUAACUACAGCAGCGGGGAGACCUGUGUUACCUACACAUCCUUCAAAUAUUAAAAUCAACAGGCAGCAGCAAUGCAGGAACCAGAGAUCUGUUACAUUCUAGAUGCCAUCCUUUUUCUCUAUGGUAUUAUCCUCACAGCUCUCUACUGCCACCUGAAGAUAAAGACGAACAGAGAGAAGAAAAAGGCAGAGUCUCACGUUUAUGAUCAUCUCAAUAAUCCUGAAAAGAGAAUCUACGAUGUAAUUGGAGGGGAUAAAGCUAUAGAAAUGAAGAAAGGGGCAAACGAAGGCUUGUACACUGGUCUGGGCCCUGUGGAAAAGGGCACUUAUGAAACACUGACCGACAAACGAACCUGAAGCCUUAUCUAAAAAAACGUAGCAUCUACUUCACCAUCAGCAUCCCCUGUGUACCCGUGUGUAUUGAAUCAAUAUCUCCUCGAGAAGCAAUCUGUUGAAUAAAUUGUCUUUUACAAAUACUCUCUUUCGCUAGCAGAACUUAGAAACAGGAAAACUGUUGGGAAAAGCUUUAUUAUUUGGGGGAUCAUUGGGCAUUGCUUCAAAACUUGCUCAGUACCAGUACAGGAGUAGGUGGAGAGUGCCCGCUUCUGAUGGUCAAAAACAAGUAAACAUUGAAACAGCUGCAGUUACGCAAGCGCUUCCUCAUUACUAGAAGCAAAGACUUCCUAUUAAUUGCCAAUUACCCAGACGCUCUUGCUACAAUUUCACAGUAACAAAGAUUUAUUUUCAUUUUUUAAUACAUUUAACUUUUGUAUUUCACAUAAUUAUUAUAAAUAACAAUGUUUUGUUUUUUUAAUGUACAUGGUUACAUAAUUAUCGCUGGCAAAACAAAAAAAACCUAUUUGGAGCAACUUGAAUCAACAAGGUAUUACGCAGCAUAUUAAAGGGGCACUAUAGUCACCAAAACCACUUUAACUUAAUGAAGCAGUUUUGGUGUAUAGAUCGUGCCUCUGAAGUUUCACUGCUCAAUUUUCUGCUAUUUAGGAGUGAAAUCACUUUUGUUUCUGUUUAUGCAGCCAUAACCACAUAUCCUCUGGCUGUGAUUGACACAGCCUGCAUGAAAACAAAAUGGUUUUACUUUCAAUCAGAUAUAACUUACUUUAAAGGUUUUUAUCUCCUGCUUUGUAAAUUGAACUUUAAUUACACACAGGGGGCUCCUGCAGGGUCUUGCAAGCUAAUAACUGUGCAGGAGCUAAGAAAUUCUAAAUUAAACAGAAUGUGUAAUAAUGCAAGUGCAAACAUUAGAUGACCCUUUACAGGAAGUGUCUAGGAAGUUUGUGUGUCACAUGCAGGGAGGUUGCAUAAACAAAGUGAUUUAACUCCUAAGUGGCAGAGAAUUGGACAGUAAGUCUGCAGGGGCAUGAUCUAUACACCAAAACUGCUUCAUUAAGCUAAAGCUGUUUUGGUGACUAUAGUGUCCCUUUCACUAUUACAUCCUUGAAAAUGUAGUUUUCCAAAAAUUGGACUGGCAUUUAAAAAAAAAAAAAUCUGUGCAAAUAUGUAUGUAUGUAUCACUUACUCGAAAGUUAAUAGAAUAAUCUGCAGUUGUUUACAGUGUACCUAUCUUGAUAUAUACAACCUGGUUUAGAAUUAAAGAGCAUUAAAUGUUA